Molecule: messenger RNA, 384 nt
Organism: Gongylonema pulchrum
Lineage: Eukaryota; Metazoa; Nematoda; Chromadorea; Rhabditida; Gongylonematidae
Source: the annotation of a GenBank genome assembly
AUGACACAAGAUUUCAACCAUCUCCUGAAUGCAGUGGAAACAAUUUCAGAAAAAGCGAAGAGAGUGGAUUCAGUUGAAACAACACAGAACUCAAAAGAUUUCCUGGACAGUGAGGAAGUAAACGCAGAAGAAUCAGCAAGAGUCAAACCGAUUGCAACGGCCGCUACGAACUCCGAGGAUUUUCCGGAUACCGCGGGAACAAACACAGAAAAAUCGAUAAGCGUAGAUGAACUCCGAACAGCCAAUGAAGAGUUGCACACUGCUCAGUCGAAAUCAGAAGCAUACUGGUUCAAGAAUGUACAAAAUAUGAAUGCAGAGCAGCCUCGGAUUCCAGAAACCUUAAAAUCACCACCGCUGCCAUCGGUAGCAAGAAGAACAGCAUCU